AUGGAGGAGGAUACAGCAGCUAUGGAGCACUAUGUCGAUUGGCUGAACGCGUUGGAGCAGACGGACCCAGACGGCUACCACCGCGCUAUUGAGACGUUGCAGAGCCAACUUCAGACUGCUGACUCUGGGGUCAAUACCGUCUCUGGAGCACCGAAAGGUUGUGCAAAUGAACUGCUGUUGUACACGUUCAGUCAGAAGUUCUUAGUAGCUCAUAGCCACAGUUCUCUUGUGUCGGAAGCUACCGCGUUCAAGCCCCGUUUUCCUGGUGACAAAAUCAUGGAGGAGGGUGGCUUGCAAGCUGCGAUGGAAGGGGUAUACGUGGAAGUGAAAGCUGGUUUUGCGAUCAAGACAAGGGAUAUGAAGACCAAGGAAGAGGUGUUUGUGAAUGUAGUCUCUGCAGACGAGAUUCAAGAGUUUUCGGAGAAGAGAAAGCUAGACGACAAAGGCAAGGAGCACGAGGGCGUUCAUGUACCAUUGAGCCUGAGUGCGCCGCAUGAGGUGAAGGACGAGACGGGAGCAAAUUCUACAGCGUUUGAUGUGGCUGUGAACACGAAAGUUGUCGAAGGCUGUAAGAUCGACGAAACCGGCACGUUUUGCCACUUUGUUUGCGAGCUAGCGAUCGAGUACGUCGGUCGGAAGUACAACAUCAAGCUCGAUGAUCGCUACGAAGUGCAGCAGUUGGCAUACCGAGGGCAACUGCCUCCGCCAAAGCACUACAUUCGCAAAAAGCAGGCGCCGAUCAUCGAGGAAGUCACCACAACUACGUUAAAGAAGCCCCGCGUCUUUGAAUCGACAGCACCAGAAGUAUCGAGCGCGUCACAUGCAGCUACGGCAUGCUACGAUCUGUUUGAAGAGCGCGAAGGCAAACGAACUGUUUGUCAACGAUCUUCUGCGGUUGCGAAGGACAGCACGCCAUUAUCACCCGAGAUACUGCUGCACUCGGGCGACCGGUUGAUCGUCUCGAUUCAAUUCGAGAACAAAGUGCAUGCAGCUAGUCACGUUGAGGUCGAGUUACAAGCUGAGUUACUGACGGUCAAAGCCGCCACGCAUCGCGAAAUGGAGAUCUUUCUGCCUUACCCUGUCGAAAUCGACUCGCCGACAGUUUGCUUCGACCAGGUCCGCAACAGAAUGGACAUCACCCUUCUGAUUGACAAGUCGUGGGAUACUCUGGGACCGGACUGCGGCUCAGCUUCAUGGCUUCUUGCUCGAAAGUUGGCCGAGGAAACCAACUUGCAGGUUUCGGGAAGUGAAGGUAGGUCGGCCACGACUGCCGACUGUAUCAGUGGGACGCCAAAGACGUUGGCGGGGAUGUUCUGCCUUGCCAAUACUAAUCGACCAGGUUGUGGCAAUGCACCCACGAUACAAGCUAGCAGACGAUGGGACCCUGUCAUGAAUGAUGCUGGAGAGCUGCCACAAGACCAGUCUCAUAGCAAGAACGUGCUGUCCAUGCGCACCUUGGAGCAGCAGCGGACGGAGCGCGAGCAAAAGGAAAACAUAGAAGAGACCGAACUUGCGCAAGAAUGUCCUACGGCAAAGGAAAUGCAGACGGAGGCACAAAAGGUGGAGGAGUUGCAUACGAAUGAGCCGGAGAUGACUUACCUUGACGUCGAAGACAUUGUGCGACAAGAGGAAGCAAGACUUGGCUGCUACAUACAACAACAGCAACAGGAACCAGAGGACCCUGAAAAAGGGUACAUGUCUGUGGAGGACGCAAAGCGAGUAGCAGCCAAUUGGUCCGAGAACAACAGCACGCUCGAUUUGCAAUCGGCCUUGGCGUUCGAUUUGCUUUGA
Hyaloperonospora brassicae is the source of this 1791-nucleotide messenger RNA. The record is from the annotation of a GenBank genome assembly. NCBI's taxonomy places the organism in Eukaryota, Oomycota, Peronosporomycetes, Peronosporales, Peronosporaceae.